AUGUCGCUUCGCACAACGAUCGUGAUCGCUCUCGCCUCCGUCGCCGCAAACGCCCUGCCGGUCCAGAAUGAGGUGAUCGCGUGUCCGGAAGUAGUGACGGAGCCAGAGCACUUUGUGGCGUGCUACCAGACGAAUCAGAUGGCGAAGGUCAUGGGCCUCAGCGGCCAUUUCCCCUUCACGUUCGACAAUAAGACUUUCAUCGGCUCGGGAGAAGGAUCAGCACCUGGGCCGCUGGCCUUUGUGGCAGGCGACGAUUCCCUAGAGACCCUGCUACGGGUGAACAAGGACCGCGCUGACGCAGUCAAGGACCAGCAGUUCACCGACGCGGAGGCAGGGUACAGGCUCACCGCCGCCAUGACGUCGCUGGUCGGCUUCCCAAGGUCUGCAGUCUUGAGUUCGAAACCGAACAACUUUACUUUCGUCGUGUUCAAGUCGUCUGCAGUGUUCAAGUCGUCGUCUGCGGUCAGCAUGUUUGGCUCCGAGCAGCCCGUUGUCCCGACUUUUUCUUUCUUCGCGGAGUUCGUCAAGUCGAGUUCCGGCUUCGAGAUACCGCUGGAUCUCACCCGCGAUUUGGUCGCGGCAUACGCUGAGCAGCCCAACCCAAUGGCAGCGUUCUCAAAGGUGACGGGCUGUGACGAGAAGAAGUCGGGGCCUUCGUACAUGAAGAAGCGCGGCGCUGAUGGCAGCGCAGUCGCCUGCAAUGCCGACGCCGCGCGCUCCAUGCGCGCGGCGGUUGCCGACGUGGCAGCGUGCUGCUUCAACGACACAUUGUUCGUCUACGCGGAUGAAUCCUACACUGGCCCGAUCGGCAUUGGGCUGGUGCAAGACUCGCUUGGCGUUUGGAGCGGGACGCUGGCCGCAAUGCUCGGCUUCAUAACCGACCACAUGGCGGCGCGUGUUGUCUACCUCAGAGACAGCGACUGCCUGAACGACAUGGACGGAACACCCGACUUCUUCUGCCAGAGGACAGACGGCUCACACUCGACCGUUCCGGUCACCCGCUUUGUGACGCUCAACCGGAGGUUCCAUUGGCUGGAGCCGCCGGAGGAGCGCAGCGUCUGGGUUACAACCUCGUUCGUCGAAGCUGACGAGGCCGCCCUCUUGCCCGUCUACUACGACUCGUCGCAGCUGGGAAUCUUCACCUUCUUGGAGCCUUUUGACACCUCUCUGUGGCUCGCGCUCGCAAUCUCUUGCAUCGUGGUCGGCGCUCUCAUGCCGAUGACCCUGCGCGAUCCCCGGACCAACGCGACGCGAGUCCGCGGCGGCUUCUUUUUUGCCAGCUUUUCAGAUCGCGUCCUUCUCUUCUACCACGCCGUCUCCGAGCUGUUGGGCAAGGAAGACUUGGAAUGGACGACCAAUACCUCUUCCCGCAUCCUAAAGGUGGGGUGGCUCAUGUUCAUCCUCAUCACCGUUGCCUCGUACACCGCCAACCUCGCCGCCUUCUUCACCGCAUCGGGGCGUGUGGUCAGAGGGCCGCAGGACAUGGAGGCGCUGAAAACCCACGUGGCUUGCUCCACGCACGACUUCGACACCAUGGAAUCGCACCACGAAGAGGCGAUCUUCUACGGGGUUCCGAAUACGCUGGGUGGGAUGAUCGGCGCUUGGAUGCCACACGAUCAUGCCCUUUAUCGCGAGGGCGUAGCAGUCAAUUAUGGUGAGCUGACGUUCAAGGAGAAGAAGAAUUCAGAUACGUUCAGUAGCAGCGGGUUCAUCGACCGGUGUGCGCAAAAGGUGCGUGCGGGUGAGGCGGGCUUGAUCUUGGGCCCGCAGUCGGAGCUCGCAGAGUGGCUGUUGGACAGAGCGCGGCCAGAGAAUUGCAUGAACUGGGAGUUCAGUCGCGGGAUCCACCUGCAUCACGGCCCUCUGGCGCAGAUCUUCCUCGCGGUCAACAAGUCUUACGGCUGGCCCUUCUUCUCCGCGCUACAAGAGUCGACUGCCUACCUCCGCGCCAGUGCACCCGUCGACAUCCUCACAACCAUCUACGCCCGCGAGCAGAACCAGGGCGGGGCGUGCCCAGCUUCGCUGCAGAAAGUGAGCCACCGCAUCGCAUUCUCCGACCAGUACGGAGUGUUUGUGGUCUUUGGGACAUUCACCGGAGUCGCGGUCCUCGUCAGCUUCUUCGAGGCGUAUCUGCUGCAGCGGCGCAAGCGGAAGCUGGCGCGGCGGCAUGAUACCGACGACAACGGGCGAGGCGUCAUGACCGACACUGAGCUGCUGCGUGAGGUGAUCAAGGAGCUCGACCGGGUGCACAAAAAGCUGGACGAACAAACCCAGUCCAUUCCCAGCAAUUCCACCGACCCUGGGCCUGCCCCUGCCCCUGCCGCGGCGCCGGGAGAAGGCGGUGGCAGCAGCAGCGACAAGAGGCCUCGUCGCAUGCGCCUGAUCGGCGGUGUAGGGAUCGGUCCGAGGGCGAGGUUGGAGUGGGUGCGCUCACCUAGGAAGGUAGUUAGCAGGGUGGGGUAG
Emiliania huxleyi CCMP1516 is the source of this 2463-nucleotide messenger RNA. RefSeq lists its product as hypothetical. The coding region runs from base 1 to 2463 and encodes 820 amino acids. Gene Ontology annotation, cellular component: membrane. Gene Ontology annotation, molecular function: signaling receptor activity; ligand-gated monoatomic ion channel activity. Gene Ontology annotation, biological process: monoatomic ion transport. The record is from RefSeq and is a predicted model, not a curated record. The transcript has 4 exons. Lineage: Eukaryota; Haptophyta; Isochrysidales; Noelaerhabdaceae.